Molecule: messenger RNA, 4582 nt
Organism: Spodoptera litura
Lineage: Eukaryota; Metazoa; Arthropoda; Insecta; Lepidoptera; Noctuidae
Source: RefSeq, a predicted model, not a curated record
GCGACACCGAACAUAAAUAACCUCUUUAUUUAAUCUGUGCACUGUCGAUAGCCUAUUUUUUUUUCUAUUGACUUUGUAACGAGCUGUCAGAUUGUAAUUUUCCCGCGUAAUUGAAUGAGGUUAUAAUUUUUUUUUGUGUUUGUAAACAAUCCGAGUUUUAUUAAUGUGUUUUUAAGUGGUUUUCUACUAAGCGGAAGUUAGUGAGAAAUCAAACGGUUUAUACGGUGUUCGUUUGUGAUUAUAAAGUGAUUAUUGUGUAUUUUUUUGCUUUUAAAAGUAUUCCCGCGUCAUGUGUUCAAAUUUUGAAUUCUGAAGUUCGAUCGCCACCAGUCGUUAGGACAACGUCGGGCCAGGCGGACAUGACAACAUAACGCCGCCAUGUUUAAUUUCUUCAAGAGGAAAGGCGGGAAACCCGAGGCCGCGCCGGCUACGCCCGACGACGCCCGAAAACUCCCGAACCCCGACCAUACGAAAUUAACAUCAGUUACGACGCGCGCGCAACGAAACGAAGAGCCAAACGAAAAAUUCAACACAAUACGCAAAGAUGUAGUGAAUCUAUUGUUACCUGAGACUGAUUAUAAUAACCAGAAGUCUGGCGUCGGUGCUAUCCUGCAGAUUAUGGCUGGGAAAAGAAAGAAGGGGAAGCGAAGAAAUGUGCGCACUGAAUCGUGUAGGAUCAGCCCCUUGAAAGAGACGAACGUAUUGCAAAGGAGUAAUUCUGAUCGGAAGGCGAGUGACGUACCCGUUCCCACACAAGCCAAAAAUACACCAGACGAUGCGGACUUUGUUAAAGCUUUGGUACUGCAGAAAUAUUCUAAGAGCAACGAUAAUAAGGAACACGUGUCUCUUGUGUACGUGAACGAUCCUGAUUUGGAUGAAAAAAAACAUGCGGAGGCAUUACUUCGUGAGAUCGCGCGCACUAUAGACUGUACUGUAGACAAGUUAAAUGAGACCAAACAGAUGGGUGCGACAGAUAGCAAAAUAAAGAGCGAACCUCUUUACGAGAGCAUUGACGAACGAAAUUUGAAUUAUAGAAAUGAAUUAAAAGAUGAAUUGGACAAAUUGUUGGAUGCGGACAAUGAAAACAAAGAAGCUGUGAACACAGAAGUUGAAUCGCCUGGAAUAUCGAAGAAGUCCAACUUAAAGCCUCCUAGGUCCGAUACGGAAGGCUGUUCAGACGACGACAGGUCGGACUGUGGGAAGAAAAGAGUCACAUUCAGAAAACACAUAGUCUUCGAUGAUGGUGAGCAACAAACUGACGAGGAAGUCGGUUCCUCCUUCGAGUCCCUCUCUUCUGAAGAUGAGGAAUUUCUAGAAGACGCUGACGACAUUAUUUUCGCUGAUAACACUACUGUCAUCAAUGUUAAUGGUAGUCAAAAUGAUAAUGAAAAAGUGACUAUAAAAAUUGAAAGUCCAGACUCGUUGAAAAGGAUUUCCAGUGACAAUAGUGAUAGUGGGUUUAUAGAAAUAGGUGAUAAAAGUGAGGUUACAGACAAAUGUGAGAGCAGUGAGAGUGAGAGUGAAGGAGAAGUGAGUGGAAGUGAGAGUGAGACUGAGGAGGAGAUUAUAGAAGAAAUUAUUGAAGAGAUUGAAGAAAUUAGUGUUUGUGAGCCUUUCGAAGUUGAUCAUGGGAGCCAUCCGGAUGAGCCGAAAACUUUAGUAUCCCAGGACUCAAAAUUCCAGUCGCAAGUUGCCUCUCUGACAGACUUAGAAGACACAAGAUGUUCUGAAGCAGAAAAAACGAGGGAACUCAUUGCUGCGUAUAGAAAAGAAAUCGAAGAGAAGGAGCAGGAAAUACAACAAUUAAAAUGCGAGCUCGCAGCGGCGUACAAGGAGUCGGAGCUGGUCCGGCAGAGGAGCAGAUCAUUGGAAGAGGAGCUGACGGCUGCCAGGACCUGCUCCUCAAACCUCGCUGACCAACUUCACAGGCGGAAUGAUGAAUCACUACGCCUGAUUCGAGCAGAGUUAGAAGAUGUGCUCGGACAGCGAGCCGAGCUCGAGUCCCGAGUGCUCGCGCUCGAGCGAGACAAGGAAAGGCUCGAGCAGGAGAAGAUACUGCAGGAGCAGAAGGCUCAGGAGGCAUUGUCAGCGGCAGAAGCAUGCACGACAAAAUGGCGCGCUGCCCACGAGGCGGCUCGGUCGCAGGCGGCCGCGCGAGCAGAGCGCAUGCUGGCGGACUGCGAGUGGAAGAUGAGGGAACUGGAGAAACGGGCGCGGGACGCUGAGAAACAUAAUAGAGAGCUAACAGCCACAGUAGACCAGCUCAAAUCGGACCCGAAACCAUCACCAGCUCAAGUAGCCGAACUCCAACAGCUUCGAGGACUAGUCACUGAACAACAGCGCUCAGUGCAAUCUCUAACAUUGCAACUCCAAAGAGUAGAGACGAGAGAAGAAGCUCUAAAGCUAGAAGUCCAUAGACUGAAAGAGUUACUAGAGAGGGAGACGUGUAGUGGAAAGGAGAAGGAUGAGAGAUAUCGUAAGGAAAUACAACACAUCAAAGAUGAGCAUUCGAAAUCUCUAGAAACUCUACGGUCAGAUCUCCAAUCUGCGGCAGCUAGUUCUAGAGCAGCGCUAGAAAGAAGUCAUGCUGAGCGUACCCGUGCAGCGCUCGCCCAGUUACGUGCUGAGGCACAACAAGAUGCCAGGAAUGCUGAUAGAAAGCUCCGAGAGGUUACUGCUAGGUUGGAGAACUUAAAAGAAGAACUAGCGAACAAAGAGAGUCAAUACGAGCGAGCCAUAGCUGAGGCCCAUAGCAAGGCAGACUGGGACAUAAUGCAACUUCGACAUAUGCUGGACAAAGCAGACAUCAACUAUGCUAACAAAGUUGAAGAGAUGAGCGAGAGAUUCGAGAGAGAGAAAGAAAGUUUAAUAGAAGAAUGGACAGAGAAGUUAACAGAAGUAGAAGAACAAGCAGCUACAGCAGCUGAUGAAGCAAAGAACCUUCUAGAAUCUACUAGACUGAAGCUCAUCGCAGAGAGGAUGGAACAGGUCAACAAGCUGAAGGAACAACAUCGACAGGAGAUGGAUGACCAAUGGGAACAAUUUAUGGAGGACAAAGAGAAUUGUCUAGCGAGAAUGAAAACGGAGUGCCGACAGGAGGGAGAAGAAGAGAGAGUUAAAAGGGAGAAGGAAUUGAUAGAAGAAAUAGCCGAAUUGAAAUCCCAACUCCAAGCUCAGUCAAGUGAGUACGACCACCUCGCGGUCAAAGCAGCAGCUUGUGGAAGAACAUUGGCUGUCACUGAACAGGAAUUGACAGAGGCAUUGGCGAGAGAGAAAGAAUUACGAGAGAAGAGAUCAGAAGAUGCUGCGAAGAUAAAACAAGUGGAGAAUGCUUCGAGGGAACAAAUUGAACAUCUUACUAGAAAAUGCGCCUGCUUGAGGAAACUCUUCGACGAUAUUCGAGCGAGACUCACCGCUCGAGAGCGAGCGGCGGAACAGGAGUCCAAAGCCAAAGAUAAGGAGCUCCACCAACUGAGGGGCGAAGUCGCCAGACUCACCAAGCUGCUAUUCGAACAAAACACUCCAAAAUUAGGCGCACGAACAAGAGCUGAUGGUUGUGAGACUGCGCCCCCCGAGGAGACGGCAGCGGAGCCCCGGCGCAAGGGUGGGACUCUUCGAACACCCGAACCAAUACGGAAGAACUCGAUGCUAUCCGAUUUCAGCCGAGCUCGUCUAACUCCCGUAGAAAUUCAAGGAGGUCGUCCGCGAGCCAAAAGCGUGGAUCUACCGGCAGUGCAAGUGCCAGUUAGGAUAAAGCAAUUGGAAGAGAGGAAUAAAGAAUAAAGUAAUUAGUUUUUUAUUGUACAUUGGCGAUUUGAGACCUUAUUUUUUGCUAGUUGAGGUGUGAUUUGGAAUUGAGAUCCUUCUUUUUUAGGAGUAUUUUCUUAGGUUUUACGGUACAAAAUUAAAACUACAUUGGCAGCUGUGACUUAGAUUCUCCCAGUCCUAAUUAAAGUUACUAUUUAUUCUCUUCGUCAUCAUAUCAGCCAUAAGACACCCACUGCCUCACAUAUUACUCCUCAUUGAUUAAUCGGCCAUCGAUUGGUUGUAAGCGAUCUUCAUCCAGCGAUUCCAUGCGACUAUUGUUUUACAUAAAAUUUAAAAUCCUCUAUAUAUUAAAUUUAAACGAUAAUGUGCCAUUUUAACUCUACCCUAAAGCUCAUUAUCAUGCCCCCUAAUCCAAUAGUGACUCGACAUCUCAGCCAAUGUAUUAUUAAAAACUAUUUAGUUCUAUAAAAUGAUUCUCAAUUUAGUAACUUAGCAGUCAGUCGUUUUUGAAACUGAUUAAUUUCAUGAUAAUCUAAUAUAAGUACAGGAGACAUAGCUUCUUCCCUUGAUUCGAAAUAGAAGAGUCUCUGGCACUGGAGCCUACACUGAUCAACAUUUCUAAUAAAAUAUAAAAAGCUUGGAUUAAGAUGAUUAUUCUUUUUGAGAUUAAUGGAAUAAAAUCUGAAAUUUAGGUUCGCAACUAGUUGCCGACUGACUAAAAAGUUAAAUUUUCUAAUACUUUAUACUCUUUUGCUUAUUCGCCUUUAAUACCGAAGAGAAAGGGUAUCAAACGUAUACUAUUAAAUAAUAUAAG